GUUCUGGUGUGUCUUUGAGAGUUUGGAGUGGCGCCAUGGAUGAGCGUCUGGUGGAUUUGCGAGAGCAGCAGCUGGAUUUGUUAGAGCGCGUUUACGAUGCGCUGCUCCGAGUGCACUUCCCUGUGCCCGGUGAACUGGAUGAUUUGGAGACAAUGCGCGCCGGCCUGCAGUCAGAAGUGGAUGGCUUGAACCCGGAGCUGCAUGUUUUGGUGCUGCUGCAGGGCUCGGAGCUGGCCGGCUGCACCUGCUAUGAGUAUUACCCUCGAGGAAACCACUGCCUCAUUAGCUACGUGUGCGUCUCAGAGCGUUUCCGGCGCAUGGGCAUCGCCAAGCGGAUGCUGGUGCAGGUGCAGCUGCAGCUGAGCCAAAGGGCGCAGCAGCCGCUGGCGGCCAUCUUCGCAGAGACACACGCCUUUGAUGUGCAGGACGGCAUCAUGAACCCUCUGGAACGGCAGGAGGUCCUCGCAUCCCUAGGUUUCAGAUGCUUGGAGUUUGACUACACUCAGCCUCCCUUGAGCGAGCGCCAUGAGCCGUGUGGAGGCUUAAAGCUGCUGGUGAAGGACAAAGAUUCGCUACCAUCAGCAGCUGUGGUCAGCUACUUGGAUGACUUUGCAGGAAGUGUAUUUGGCUGGGAGGAGGAGCCUUGGAAGACGGAGCCGUGGUAUCUGCGCCAGCUAGCGUCGCUGAGUGAGACGGUGUUGGCGCGCCAAGAGCGGCCAUGGUGAUAGUGGCGGAUGCCGAAAAAGGAGGGGAAUAACAGGAGGACUACCCC
Molecule: messenger RNA, 772 nt
Organism: Effrenium voratum
Lineage: Eukaryota; Dinophyceae; Suessiales; Symbiodiniaceae
Source: the annotation of a GenBank genome assembly